Molecule: messenger RNA, 1440 nt
Organism: Tilletiopsis washingtonensis
Lineage: Eukaryota; Fungi; Basidiomycota; Exobasidiomycetes; Entylomatales
Exons: 1
Coding region: 219-1349 (376 amino acids)
Biological process (GO): ribosomal small subunit assembly; rRNA processing
Cellular component (GO): UTP-C complex; CURI complex
Molecular function (GO): RNA binding
Source: RefSeq, a predicted model, not a curated record
CCUUCCGCCUGGCCGCCGCGCCUGCGCCUCUGCUCCGUGAGUCCUCUCAGCCUCGCCUCGCUGUCGAUGAAGACUACACAAACACAUUAUCAAGCUCAACAAUCCGACGGCCUGUUGGCCGGUGACGAUUACCCUACUUCUGCAAUUCUGAGACGCGUCCUUGCGCCAUUCGGCCCUGUGGACACGGCACUGACACCGCGCACACAGUGUCGCCGGCCAUGCCCAAGGCGCGCAAGAGCGACUCGGCCAAGGCCAGCUCGAGCAGCGCGGCGCCGCGCAAGAGCGAUGCCGCCGCCGCCGCCGCCCAGCCGCUGCUCGCCGGCUACCAGCCGGUGAGCGUCGGGCGGCACUGCAUCUACCUGCGCGCCCACGACGGCGGCGACGGCCGCACUCUCUUCGUCGUCAAUCUGCCGUCGGACACCACCGAGCGCCAUCUGCGCCACCUUUUCUCCGCCGCCGGCCCCGUCGAGCGCGUCUCCUUCCUCGGCGAGCGGCCCGUCGCCGGCAGCGAGGAGCUCGACGAGGAGAGCGAGGCCGAGGACGAGGCCAUGCCUGCCGCUGCUGCAGAGCCAUCAAAGGGCAAGGGCAAGGCAAAGAAGGGCUACACCAAGGUCGUGCUCAACAAGGCCGGGCCGCCGGCCAUCGUGCCGCUGCCGCCGCUCGACCCGCGCGGCGUGCAUCGCUUCCACCACACCUCCACCUCGGCACACGUCGUCUUCCUCGAUGCCUCGUCCGUGGCGCGGGCACUGGCGCUCGCGCCGCAGAAGGCAUGGCCCGAGCCGUGGGCGCAGGUCGAGGCCGCGGCCGUCUCGCUCGCCGACGAGGCCGAGGGCGCCGCACAGCACAAGCCACGACCGCGCACCGGCGCCGAGGCUGCGUUGGCCGCCGGCGUCACUGCGCCGCCGACAGGUCUGGCCUUCCUGCUCGCGCGGCAUGCCGCGCUGCGGCCACUGCUCUCUGCCGUCAAGACGCACGUCGACUCGGCCGUGGCGCACUACGCCUGGGUGCGCGCGCACCCGCCGCCGAAGCGCGCCGGCAUCGAGGGCGUCACCGUCGGGCCCGACGGCGAGCUGCUCGACGCCGAUGGCUUCACCAUCGUGCAGCGCGGCGGCAAGUACGGGCGCACCGCCGAGGAGGGCGGCGGCGCCAGCAUGCGUGUGGCGCGCCCCGAGCAGCAGAGCGGCACGGCGCGCCCGCGCAAGAAGAAGGCAAAGGAGCUCGAGGACUUCUACCGCUUCCAGCUGCGCGAAAAGAAGCGCGAGGGCCUGGCGCAGAUGCGCGCGCAGUUCGAGGCCGACAAGGAGAAGGUUGCCAAGUUCAAGGCCUCGCGGCGCUUCAACCCGUACUAGCGAGGUCAUCAUCCUGCUGCGUCUCUCUUGCUCUCUCCAUGUAUCACCACCGCGCGUCAUCUGUACUUUUAUCAAUCAUCCGCAUGCUCCC